AUGGUCAAGAUUAAGCCCUUCGCAGUUGAACAGUGGAUGGACAAGUAUGAGACCACGGCUAAAUAUAACACCGCUGAGACCUGCUGCGCGUCCAUAUCCGUUGACGAUCUCCGCGCGCUGUCCGAUGACAAAGAGUCCAACCCUCUCGCCGAGCUUCAAUCAACCAAACUCACAUAUGGAGCGAUCCGCGGUUCCGAUAAGCUACGAACCACGUUGUCCAAUUUAUAUUCCGUGAGGGCACCGACCCCAUUUUCAAAGGAUAAUAUCUUGAUUACCGCUGGCGCAAUCCAAGCGAACUUCUUGCUGCUGUAUACGUUGGUUGGACCAGGGGACCAUGUCAUCUGUCAUUAUCCAACAUAUCAGCAACUUUUCUCUGUUCCUGAAUCAGUGGGUGCUGAAGUCAGCUUGUGGAGAUCCAAAGAGAAAGAUGGGUGGCAGCUGGAUAUUGAAGAGCUGAAAAGCCUCAUCCGCCCCAACACGAAGUUGAUUAUCGUAAAUAACCCGCAAAACCCAACUGGCGCGAUCAUCCCGCGGCAAACUCUUGAGCAAUUGAUAGAAAUUGCCCGCGAGAACUCCAUCAUAAUCCACUCUGAUGAGGUCUAUCGACCGAUCUUCCACAGCAUCAGUCCAGCAGACCCGAAAUUCCCGCCCACACUUCUCUCCCUGGGAUACGAACACACCGUGGUGACAGGGUCGGUCUCCAAGGCUUAUAGCUUAGCAGGGGUGCGGGUCGGUUGGGUUGCGUCGCGCGACAGCUCUAUCAUCGAAGCUAUUGCUAACACUCGCGACUAUACAACUAUCUCGGUUGGGCAAAUUGACGACGCCAUUGCCAGUUUUGCACUUGCGCCGGAUUGCAUCCAUAAUCUUCUGAAGCGAAAUAUCGAUCUUGCACGGACUAACCUCUCUCUUUUGGAGAAGUUCAUCGACUCCCACCGCUGGGCAUGUGAGUGGAUCAGACCGCAAGCUGGUACCACUGCCUUUGUGCGCUUCAACAAGAUGGGCAAACCAGUCGACGACGUCGCUUUCUGCGAAAUGCUUCAGGAGCGCACUGGCGUGAUGCUUGUGCCAGGAAGUCUUUGCUUUGGAAUUGGAGAAGAUUUCAAGGGCUAUGUUCGUAUCGGAUUCGUCAAUGAGACCGAGAUCCUGGAGCAGGGAUUGGACGCAUUGCGGGAAUUCAUGGAGGAUGGUUAUGAGGAUGUCCCAGCGGCGAAGAAGCCCUCUGUGCAAAAAUAA
This is a messenger RNA of Penicillium paradoxum, 1233 nucleotides long. RefSeq lists its product as uncharacterized. The record is from RefSeq and is a predicted model, not a curated record. Lineage: Eukaryota; Fungi; Ascomycota; Eurotiomycetes; Eurotiales; Aspergillaceae. Bases 1 to 1233 code for a protein of 410 amino acids. The transcript has 3 exons. Gene Ontology annotation, biological process: biosynthetic process. Gene Ontology annotation, molecular function: pyridoxal phosphate binding.